Manihot esculenta (cassava) is the source of this 4882-nucleotide messenger RNA. RefSeq lists its product as uncharacterized. Lineage: Eukaryota; Viridiplantae; Streptophyta; Magnoliopsida; Malpighiales; Euphorbiaceae. The coding region runs from base 1354 to 4188 and encodes 944 amino acids. The record is from RefSeq and is a predicted model, not a curated record. The transcript has 7 exons.
AGAGUCCAUAACUAUCACUUCUCCCUCCUUCCCUCUCUCUUGAAAAGGAGGGAGACUAAAAUCCAGAAGCUAAUUCUGUGCGUGUUCUCUAUCCGAAAGACACAGAGAGAGGGAGAGAACGUGGAGCUGCAGAGGAGAAAAUGGAGCAGCAAAACCUUUUCUUCAAUUUCAAUGCAAAGCUCUCUCUCUCUAUCUCCUUGCAAAUGGGCCCAUAAUCAAUCUCAAUCCCAAACCCAACUGUCACGUAUUCUUCUUCUGCGCUACUCUCUAUUUCUAUUUCUCUUUCUCUUUCUCCUCGCCUUGCCAGCAGAAACUUUGUAAAGCUAUCAACUAUCACUUUCACUCCUGUCACAGCCUCUCUUUCCCCGCUUUUUUCAGUCUUUAAUGCCUGCCCACGCGAAGAAGAAUUUCGCCUGAAAAUAAAAAAUAUUGGGUCGGUGCUAGAUGCCUAGAUAAGCAUUUCAGUCUUCUAUUCCUCGUUCUUUUUUGCUUGUCAAAAGAUGCCCACUCACCUAACCUCUUUAGAAAACAAAAUUCCUUGUUUUUACCUUCUCGUAUACUAGAACACGUUGAAUAUUGAUCUGGUUUUUUUUUUCUUCUGCCAGCUUUACGUUUUUUUAUCCGUGAAGGGGGGGGACAAUUGCGUUCUCUGUUUCGCAAUCUGUACUGUUGCUGGCAGAUUUUACACUUUUUUUCCCUUAUACUUCUACGAUGAUUGAUGCAUUCCUCUAAGAACCUGUUGCAUAAUUGAUUUGGGUAUUGAAGAAAAAGGCCGGUUCAUCGGUGUUGACUGCCAAUUGCAGAAAGUUAAGUUUGUAAUUAGAAGUUGCAGAUAUUAACAUCGAAACCAAGUUUUCAGAUGAUAAUGCCUUCUGCUGGAAAUUUCGAUUAGUCUCUGCUUCGAUAUUGGGUAUUACGGUGUAAAAGAAAGCAAGCUUUUAUGCCAAGUUUCUAUCGAUUAAUUUUGCUGAUCGGUGACAUUUUGAAGCUGAAUUCUUCAUCUGUGACCCACUCGUGAGCUUGAAAUGUUACAGUUACUUCCGUUAAAGGAAAGAUCAAAAUAUCUAAAGCUUGAGGAAGUGAGGAACUUCAGGCGCUAGUUAAGGCUUGUGGAAAAAAAAAAAAGAAGCUUUUCAAUAACUUGCAAUCCAAAGAAAGCUUGGGCUAUUUUGAGAUUGAAGCGUCUGAAGAAGCUUCAAUUGUUGCAAUUGGAAUUUUUGUCCACUUUCCUUUGGUCCAGUACACACAGUUGCACUGUUGUCCUUCUUGGCUUCAUCGAAUUUGAGAUUCAAGUGAGCCCCAGUAGUGCAGAAAGUUGGAUGAGCAAAACAUAGCAAGUAUCAAACAUUCAUCAUGGCAAAGAAAUCUCAGAGACGCUCUGUGCGACACGAAAGAGACCAAUCUGGGUGUAUGUGGGGUUUAGUUAGUAUGUUUGACUUCCGCCAUGGUCGAUCAACUCAAAAGCUGCUUUCAGAUAGGAGACAUGGGCCCAGGCGUGCUGUUGCUGCUGUGAAUGCAAUGAAUAAGUCUGCCUUGCUGACCAAUCUCGAUGAAAAUCAUCAAGGAAUUAUUGGGGGUGAAGAGAGCAUAACAGUAGCAGUUGAUGAUGGUAAACCUAGUGUGAAGAAACUAAUGGAAGAAGAGAUGUUUUGUGAGGAAGACUUAAAGAAGCAUAUGGACAGUGCGGAACCAAAACAGUCUAAUUCAGAAUAUGGAGGCAAUAAAAGGAAAAACUGCAAAAGGACAAACAGAAGUCGCUCAAAAAGUUGUGAGAUAUGCAUAGAAGAUCUGGAUGAUUCUGAGAAGUUGGAACCUGAAAUGCCUUGCCUUCAGAAUUUAGAAAAGCAAUCUACUAAUAUUCUUGAUGUGGAUGAUAUGAUGGAAGAGUUCUGCCGCCAGAUCCAUCACAUUAGCUGCGUAAAGCAUGAUGAGCAUGAUGAAGUUCACAGCCAACUAAACCAGAAGAAUCCUGAUCUUGAAGAGAAAUUGCGCGAGGCAAUCGAACUUUUUAUAAGUCAGAGGCUUAUCAGUGCAAAACAUGUCUCCGGAGAUGGAGAAAUCCAUCCUUCUAAAGAGCUCAAGGAUGCACUCAGGAUUCUAUGUUCUGAUGAGGAAUUAUCUCAGAAACUCUUACACGGUCAAAAGUCCGUAAUGGUGAAAUAUGUUGAGAACUUGUGGAGAGCUCAUGUAGAGAAAGAUGACAUCUCCAAGCCACUUGUAAGAUCAAACUUGUCAGAACAUGUGAUUGAUGACUUCAAACAGUCUAAUGAGAUUAUCCCUGGUAAACGGCUCAAUUUUUUCAGGAGGAAGGCCAAAUCUCUAGAAAAGAACCCAUCAAAGGAAAUUAUGGCUUCUCAAGCUUCAAAUAAGAUUGUUAUUUUAAAACCUGGACCUAUAGGUGUGGAAAAAACUGGAACGGAAAAAACCCUUGGGUCAUCACCUGAAUCUCAGAGUAUCACAAGAAACAAGGGGGCAAAUGGAGUUGGUUCCUACUUUUUUCUCACUGAAAUUAAAAGAAGAUUAAAACAAGCUAUAGGCAAAGAGCAGCAAGAGAUCGCUCCUGAUGGUGCUUCAAAGAGAUUUGCUAACAAAUAUCGAGCAAGGGGUGAUAGUGACAAAAAAUAUAGAGAGAAUAAUGGAAGAAAUUCUCUUGGUAAGGACCACUUCUUUAUUGAAAAGAUUGCCAGGCCUCCAUCUGCUGUCAGAAAGGGAGAGAAGACUGACAUGUUGAAAGAAUGUGAAAUAGGUUUGGAGCGGGAAACUGCUGCUUACCCCAAUAAUAGAAUGGCUAACAUUUACGUUGAGGCCAAGAAGCAUCUCUCUGAUAUGCUUACCAGUGGCACAGGGGUUCAGAAUUUUUCGAGUGGACAGGUUCCAAAAUCUCUUGGGAGGAUUCUCUCCUUUCCUGAGUACAACUUUUCUCCUACUGGAAGUCCUGGAAGAGAGUGGGGGCAAGGCUUUGUUACUGCACAGAUGAGGUUUUCUAACAAUAACGAGUUUCAGAAACAUGAAAGUAAUGGUGGCCAUCGUGGUCGAAUGACACUAAACUCAGAAACUGACUUGUGUGUUUCUAAUGACCCUGCUCAUAGUCAAGCAAUAACAUCUGCAAACCCAAAUUCAAGUUCUCCGAGUGAACUUGCCCAGGAUAAUGAAGUUGAUAAAAUCUUGUGCACUAUUGGAGAUACUUCAGGAGGUGAUGUGGAUAUUGUAAAAUCAGCUGAAAUUGGAGUACAAGAAGACUGCAAUAUCUCAGAUACUCUUUCUGAACCAAUCAACUCUUCUGGGACUGGAGAUGACCAAAAUGGUGACUUAUCUGAAGCUUGUGAUGGAAAAACAUUUUCUGGCUGCUCAAAACAUGAUUUAAAUGAAGAAAACCAACUUCCACCUUCUGAAUUAACAUCCCCAUCCACCUCUCCAAUCACCAAGAACGAUAACAAUCUAGAAGGUGCUGUAGAAGUGUCAGAGCGGCCAAGUCCUGUAUCUGUUCUUGAGCCACUUUUCACAGAGGAGGAUGUCAGCCCAGCAAGCACCAGACUCCAACCUGCUCCUCUGCCAAUUCAACCCCAAAGAAUUCAGUUUGAAGAGCAUGCCCCUUCCUCUGUGGAUAUAGGAACUCAUUUCAAAGCUCAUAUAGCAUACAAGGAAUCAAUAUUCGAGUAUGUGAAAGCAGUAGUGCAAGCCUCUGGAGAGAACUGGGAUGAAUUUUAUAUCAUGUCCAAUUCUUCUGACCCACUUCUUGACCCAUCAAUAUUUGAUGAGGUAGAGUUCUUUCCGAACCAGUUUUGCUAUGACAAGAAACUUCUCUUUGAUUGUGUUGAUGAGGUUCUCAUGGAGGUAUAUGGGAAGAAUUUUGGUUGCCCCCUUGGGUUAUCAUUCGCAAAACCUACUGUCCGGCCUGCUCUAGACAUGAAAAAUUCUAUUCAUGAGAUAUGGGAAGGAGUUUAUUGGUAUCUCCUCCCAUUGCCACUGCCUUGUACAUUAGAGCUCAUAGUCAAGAAAGAUAUGGCUAAAACUGGAACAUGGAUGGACCUUCGAUAUGAUAGUGAAACUAUCAUCAUUGAGAUUGGGGAAGCCAUUUUCAAAGAUCUGAUGGAAGAAAUUAUGUUAGGCUGUAUAAGUGGGAUUUCAGAAGGUGGAUAUUUUUCAAAUGCAGCUGAAUUGAAGGAUCAGAGUAGCAUCAAGUUGUGAAUGACAUUUUACUUCUAUUUUUUCAUACCAAUAAUUGACUUCCAUUGUUACUGGGUGGGAAGGAAACUAACGAAGCCAUUGCUUGUGCGGCCGGAGCAGUUACAUUUCAGCAGAAGGCAGCUUCUUUGACCUUUUGGGAUGUCCAGGACAGACUUGACACAGAUUUUUAUUUCUAACUUUGCCAUUGAGAUCGUGCACAUAUCCAACAGUUCUGACAUAAAACCAUGAGAGCUUGGGAACUCUACUAGGCACAAGUCCUCUAAUGAAGGUUGCACACUUCAUGGACAGGAAUCAGAGGGAGCAAUCAGGCAAGUGCUUGUUGCUAUCAACAAAGACUACUUGCUCUCCAUGGCAAUUUCUUCAACCAUGACCAGAUCAGCGCCUUACGCUCAGUUGAAAAUAGAAGUUGUUAUCAUUGUAGAAUUUGUAGAUUACGGUGAUUGGUGUGCAUUGUGUCAGUUAAGAAUGCUGUGUUAUUUCUUGUUUGCCCUGAUUUCAUUCAUGUUCUCCAGUCCAACUUUUGUUUAUUUUGCCUCUUCUUUAUUUAUGAAGUUGGGUUUCUGUGAGUUUGUGGCUAUUUGGAUGUAUCAUAGGGGGUGAUUUUGCACGAGUGCAAUUAACAAGCCAUUACUUUGUGAUCUGAUUUAUGAAUAAUUAAUGCAGGGAAUUUAUGGAAUACAUGUGAUGUGCUUGC